Dictyostelium purpureum is the source of this 2112-nucleotide messenger RNA. It is a transcript of the gene alyL, whose product is annotated as amy lysozyme-like protein. The transcript is spliced from 2 exons. NCBI's taxonomy places the organism in Eukaryota, Evosea, Eumycetozoa, Dictyosteliales, Dictyosteliaceae. The coding region runs from base 1 to 2112 and encodes 703 amino acids. The record is from RefSeq and is a predicted model, not a curated record.
AUGAGACUUAUUUUAGUGUUAUUGGCACUUGUUUUUAGUGUCAUUAGUGCUCAACAAAAUACAUGUUCUCAAAUUUGUAAAGAUAAUACUGAUUUAUGUUGUUCAUUAUCAUCGGAUAAUCAAUAUUAUUUAACUACACAAGAUUUAGAAGAACAAUCAUCAUGUGGUGAUUCAAAAGAAAAUACAUACUUUUUAGCUGGUUCAAAUCGUUUUGGAUGUGGAAAUACUGUUACUCUUUGUACAGUUGUUGAAGAAAAAGAAGAAGAAGUUGUCGAAAAACCACGUAAAUUUGGUCAUCACGGUGGUGGUGGUAUUGCUGGUGGAUUAAACUCUGCUGCAACAUCUUUAUCAUCAUUAGCUUCUGAUGUUUCAUCAGUUGCUUCAGUUGUUUCAUCACUUUCAUCAUCAAGCGGUCCAGAUAGUGGUAGUUCAGCUGCUCAAGGUAGUGGCGCUACUAGUGGUGAUGGUAAUGCACCAGGUUCAGGUUCAUCAGGUGGUACAUCUGGUGGUGGUGGUGGCUCAGGUGGUGGUUCAGGUAUGUAUAUCGAUCCACAAACUGGUCUCCCACGUAAAUUAGGUCAUCAUCACGGUGGUGGUGGUGUUGCUGGUUCAAUCGCCAAUGCUGCUAACGCAAUUUCUUCAGUCGCCUCAUCAGUUUCAUCAAUGACUUCAUCAGUUUCAUCAUUAGCCAACUCAGUUUCAUCAUUAGCCUCUGAUGCUUCAUCAGUUGCUGGUUCAACUGGUAGUUCAUCAACUGGUGGUUCAUCAGGUUCAUCAGGUUCAUCAGGUGGUGGUUCAUCAGGUGGUGGUUCAGGUGGUGGCUCAGGCGGUGGUUCAGGUGGUGGUGGUGGUUCCGGUAUGGUUAAACCAGAAGCCGAAAAACCAGAAACCGAAAAACCACGUAAAUUUGGUCAUCAUGGUGGUCACGGUGGUGUUGCUGGUUCAAUCGCCAAUGCUGCCAACGCAAUUUCUUCAGUCGCUUCAUCAGUUUCAUCAAUGACUUCAUCAGUUUCAUCAUUAGCCAACUCAGUUUCAUCAUUAGCCUCUGAUGCUUCAUCAGUUGCUGGUUCAUCAGGUUCAUCAGGUUCAUCAGGUGGCUCAUCAGGUGGUUCAUCAGGCGGUGGUUCAGGUGGUGGUUCAGGUGGUGGUGGUGGUUCAGGUAUGUAUAUCGAUCCACAAACUGGUCUCCCACGUAAAUUAGGCCAUCAUCACGGUGGUGGUGGUGUUGCUGGUUCAAUCGCCAAUGCUGCUAAUGCAAUUUCUUCAGUCGCCUCAUCAGUUUCAUCAAUGACUUCAUCAGUUUCAUCAUUAGCCAACUCUGUUUCAUCAUUAGCCUCUGAUGCUUCAUCAGUUGCUGGUUCAUCAGGUUCAUCUGGUUCAUCAGGUUCAUCAGGUGGUGGUUCAUCAGGUGGUUCAUCAGGUGGUGGUUCAGGUGGUGGUUCAGGCGGUGGUUCAGGCGGUGGUUCAGGCGGUGGCGGUGGUUCAGGUUUAUACAUUGACCCAAAAACUGGUCUCCCACGUAAACUCGGUCAUCACGGUGGUGGUGUUGCUGGCUCAAUCGCCAAUGCUGCCAACGCAAUUUCUUCAGUCGCUUCAUCAGUUUCAUCAAUGACUUCAUCAGUUUCAUCAUUAGCCAACUCUGUUUCAUCAUUAGCCAACUCUGUUUCAUCAUCAUCAAGUGGUUCAUCAGGUUCAUCAGGUGGUUCAUCAGGUGGCUCAUCAGGUGGUUCAUCAGGCGGUGGUUCAGGUGGUGGUGGUGGUUCAGGUAUGGUUAGACCAGAAACUAGACCAUACAGACCACAUACUUACAAACCAUAUGCUACCUGUGUUAGAGUUAAAGCUACUCAACAAGGUCCAGCUGUUGAUAUUGAAAAUAAAAUGGGUAAACCAGUUGUUUCAUCAUCAUCUCAAGUCUGUAAAGAUCUUUUUGAAUCAUCAUCAUGUCAAUGGAAUGACCAAAAAAUUGUUAUUGCUGUUGAAAGUCAUUUAGAAGAUGGUUUCCCAACUCAAGGUGCCUUCAAUGUAUCUCGUUCCGAAUACAGACACAUUGUACAACAAAGUGAAAUUUUAAAACAACAAUGUUUAAAUGGUAAAUGCAUUAAAAUCAAUUAA